AUGGCUGCUACCGAACUAAUAGGUCGCUCGUUUUCCGAUGCUCUCUAUGAACGAUAUUGUGAUUUCGAUUCAACAUUUGACGAUCUCAAAAAUGGAUGUGACAUUGUCUUCUUCGUUGGAUCAUCGCCGAAGAAAACAGAAUCAGGCCUCGUCCUCAAUGCAUCCACUGUUGUUCUAACUGAUGAGCGCAUUUCACAUGUGGGUGAUCGUCAUGCUGUGGAAACAUCGUGUUUACAUGUCGAACUUGUCGAUAUUUCAUCAAAUGCAUUCUCGGAUUGGCACGAAAUAUCACUUCUUCUUUCCUCGCUACCUCAUGUUAAAACAAUCAAUCUAAGCUUUAAUCCAUUUCCAUCUCAUCUGCAUAUUUUACCUGAUGAAAUUCAAUGGCCUAAUCUCAAUACCCUAUGUCUCAAUGGAAGUCGUAUCAGUCUCGAAAUGAUCGUAGAAUUAUUGAAGAAAACGCCGAAUUUGGAAGAAUUACAAAUCUGUUCAAAUAAUUAUACGAAAAUAUCGUCAAGUUACAAUUUCGUUCAUACUCGUCUCAAACGUGUUUAUAUUUCGAAUAAUAAUCUAACCGAUUGGAAAUCUCUCUGUCGUCUUGGUUGUUUAUUUCCAUCGCUUGGAACGUUGAUCGCUAGUGAUAAUCCUCUGCAAAGUUUUCGUUCAGAUGAUGAUCUACAAAUCUGUCUACCGAAUUUACACACACUCAGUGUUGAUCAAGUUCAAAUCACCGAAUGGAAUGAUAUCAUUGCCUUGACAAAACUUCCGUCUUUACACGCCUUACGCAUCUAUUCAGCGCCAUUACUCAAGUCGUAUCAAAAAGAUGAACGAUUCUUUCUUUUACUUGGCUAUUUGAAAAAUUUGAUAAAACUAAAUGGAAGUGAUAUCACAGCAAUAGAAAGAGAAACAAAUGAACGACGAUUCAUUCGUUAUUUUUCUCAGCAAGAUGAUAAACCACCAAGGUAUUUCGAUUUAAUCGAAAAACAUGGAAAUCUCAAACCAUUAGCUGAUAUUUCCAUUCGUGCGCCUUAUCUAAUUCAAGUACAUCUUGUAUAUAAUCAAGUAACUUAUGACAAAGAAAUUGAUGUUCGACAAACAGUACAACAAUUCAAGAAAUAUCUUCAAAACAUUUUUCAUAUCCCAUCGAAUCGUCUACGCGUGUUUUAUGUAGAUGAUGUUGCUUUCAACAUGGGCUUUUGUGGGCCUGAAGAACUCAAGUAUCCUCAACGAUUAUUGCACACAUAUAAUAUUCAUGAUGGCGAUCAAUUUCAUAUUGAUGUGAAACCUGAUUAUCGGAAACCUCAGCCAUCGAAUCAAUCAGCACAUACAGCUCGGCGUAUACGAAAGAAAUCUACUGAUAAUUCUCCGAAUUCAUCCUUCUCUUCGACAUCAUCUGAAGACGAUAAAAUCUCUUUACCAUUUUCAUUUGAUUCGUUGCAAAAAUUAUCAAAUCAAAAAGAUAUCGAUCUUCAUCAUCAAACGUUUGUUCAGCUCGAUCAACUCUAUCCGUCCAUAGAGAAAGUAUCGGAAAUAAAUGAUGACGAUGAUGAUCUACUCUCAGCUGCAGCGAUGGCUUGUAAUCAAAUGAAGAAAAACUAA
Adineta ricciae is the source of this 1599-nucleotide messenger RNA. The record is from the annotation of a GenBank genome assembly. NCBI's taxonomy places the organism in Eukaryota, Metazoa, Rotifera, Eurotatoria, Adinetida, Adinetidae.